Messenger RNA from Tetrahymena thermophila SB210, 1899 nucleotides. RefSeq names its product zinc finger, LSD1 subclass family protein, putative. NCBI's taxonomy places the organism in Eukaryota, Ciliophora, Oligohymenophorea, Hymenostomatida, Tetrahymenidae. The record is from RefSeq and is a predicted model, not a curated record. The transcript has a single exon.
AUGAGAAAAGCAUAAUUAGGUUUAGCGCUUAUCUUAGCAAGUUUUUUAACACAAAUCAAAUGCCAAAUCGAUUGUACUGUUAUUAACCAAGAUUCAACUUGUUCAUCUGACCCAAGUUGUAAAAAUUAUAUUGCUAAUUCAUCAAAUACAGCUUGCGUUAAUUGUUACCAAUAAAAUAAUGGGUAAUGCGGAUCUUCCGUCGAUGCAGUAUGUGCUAAUUAUAAGGUAAGUGGCUCCGGUUGUAUAGUUGACUGUACUAUCGUAUAAACUUAAGGUCCAAGUAAAUCUUGCCCUACUGAUGAUAAUACUUGUGCUAAUUAUGUUGUAAAUAAUGCUUAAACAGCAUGUAUUAAUUGCUAAGUUCUAGUAACUGGAGCAUGCAAUACUGAUCUUGCUUGCUCUGGGUAUAUUUUAUCUUACGCCAAAACUUCUUGUGUUAAUUGCUCAGUUUAAUCUGGAGGUUCAUGCAAUAUAGAUAAUGUUUGUGCUGAUUAUGCACCUAGCACUACACCAGGCUAAAAUACUUGUGUAGAUUGUAAAGUUAGUAAUGGGCCAGAUUUUACAAGAAAUGGUAAUAAUUAAUGUGUAAGUUGCGCCCUCGCUUCUGGUGGGGCUUGCACUUAUUCUAAUUUAUGGCGUUGUUCAAGUUAUAAAAUAACAGGAGGUCAAUGUUAUGAUUGUAGCGCUGUUAAUGGAAGCAAUUGUAAAAAUAGCUCUAAAUCUGGUUGCAGUAGUUUUGCAUAUUCAGCCAACAAUUCUGCUUGCGUUGAUUGCUCUAGUUCAAGUAAUGUAGCUUGUCUUUAUUCAACUGUUACUGGAUGUGCAAAUUACAGAUUUAAUGGAACUAAUUAAUGUCUCGACUGCUCUUUGCUUAAUAAUACUAACAAUGGUUGCCUCAACAGUAGUAUACCUUAAUGCUCUAAUUUUGCAUUAGCAACAUCUGGAUUAUAAUGUAUAGACUGUUCUUUAACAGAUUCUAGUAAUAAUUGCAUGAAUUUGAGUGCUUCUACAGGGUGUAAAGACUUUGUUUACUCAAGUGUAUACAAAUAAUGUGUAAAUUGUGCAGCAGCAAAGAACUCAUAGUGUAUUUACUAAUCUGUUAUUGGAUGUUACUUUUAUAAAUAUGAUUCAUCCUCUUAAUUAUGUGUUGACUGUAGUAAAGCUUCUGCUGGGGCAUGUGUCAACAGUUAAACAGUUUGCUCAGGAUAUUAAUAUAGCUCAACUUCAUCCAAAUGCAUAAAUUGUUCUAAUGUUUAAAAUGGUUCUUGUUUAAGUGGUUCAGAUCCUCUAUGUUCAAAUUUCAAAUUUGACGGCUAUAACACUUGCGUUGAUUGUUCUAUACCUGAUGGCAAAGGUGGGUGCUAAAACUCUUCACUCAAAGGUUGUGUGAAUUAUCGUUAUGAUUCUACUUCAAAUUUAUGCUAUGACUGCUCAGCUGUUUCAGGAGGAGCUUGUAAAUAUUCAACUAAAAGUGGAUGCAGUACAUUUGGAUAUGAUGGAACUGGUACAUGUUAUGAUUGUUCUAUUUCUUAGUCUAGUGGCUGUAUAAACUAAUCUAUUUCUGGAUGCUCAAAUUAUAGGUAUGAUGGUUCAAGUAAGUGUGUAGAUUGCUCUUAAGUCUCAUCAGGUGCAUGUGCUAAUUCUUCUGUAGCUGGAUGCAUAGCUUUUUAAUAUGAUUCUAAAUCAUCGACUUGCUUCGAUUGCUAUUCAGGAACCAAUACUUGGACUGAUUCGAAAUGUAAUGCUUGCUUCAUCCAGGCUAAUAUUAUAUAUGCAGAUUCAACAGGGACAGGAUGUUAAUCUCCUUAUGAAACACAAACAACUUUAACAACUUAAAAUUCUCUAAAGCUAUCAUUUUCUUGUAUUAUAAUUUUUGUUUUGCUUUUAGGCUUUAUUUGA